GCUGUUGGCUUUCUGGCAGUUUCCAGUGUCAUUACCAUGUCAGCCCCUUUCUUUCUGGGGAAAGUCAUUGACAUUAUUUAUACAAACCCUAGUGAAGACUUCACUGACAGCCUGACCAGCCUGUGUGCCUUGCUGAGUGGAAUCUUUUUAUGUGGUGCUGCUGCUAAUGCUACUCGUGUCUACCUCAUGCAGACUGCAGGACAAAGAAUUGUGAAACAUUUGAGAACGACCAUGUUCUCUUCUAUUCUGAAGCAAGAAAUGGCUUUCUUUGACAAGACCAGAACAGGAGAGCUGAUAAACCGCUUAUCUUCAGAUACAGCCCUCUUGGGCCGCUCAGUGACUGAAAACCUUUCAGAUGGGCUCAGAGCAGGAGCACAAGCAUCUGUUGGGGUUGGAAUGAUGUUCUUUGUGUCUCCUAGCCUUGCUGCAUUUGUUCUGAGCGUUGUGCCACCCUUGGCUGUCCUGGCUGUGAUUUAUGGAAGAUACUUGCGAAAGCUUACUAAAAUGACCCAAGAUUCUCUUGCAGAAGCAACACAGUUAGCUGAAGAGCGUAUUGGAAACAUAAGAACAGUUCGAGCUUUUGGGCAAGAAGUGGCUGAAAUGGAGAAGUAUACAAAUAAAGUUGAUUAUGUGCUGCAGCUGGCUAAAAAAGAGGCACUAGCUCGGGCAGGCUUCUUUGGAGCAACUGGACUUUCUGGAAACUUAAUUGUCCUAUCAGUCUUAUACAAAGGAGGAUUACUAAUGGGCAGUGCCUACAUGACAGUUGGUGAACUCUCAUCUUUCCUAAUGUAUGCUUUCUGGGUUGGAGUAAGCAUUGGAGGUCUAAGUUCCUUUUAUUCUGAGCUCAUGAAAGGAUUAGGUGCUGGUGGACGUCUAUGGGAACUUAUGGAAAGGAAGCCCCAACUACCAUUUAAUGAGGGAAUCACAUUAGGCAAAGACACAUUCAGAGGUGCUUUGGAAUUCAAAGAUGUUGAGUUUGCAUAUCCAACACGUCCAGAAACAUCAAUUUUCAAAGAUUUUAGCCUUUCCAUUCCAGCUGGCUCUGUUAUGGCUCUGGUUGGCCCAAGUGGUACAGGGAAAUCGACUAUUGUAUCCCUUCUGCUGAGGCUGUAUGAUCCUACCUCAGGUGCUAUCACUGUUGAUGGUUUUGAUAUCCGUCAGUUAAAUCCACUGUGGCUCAGGACACAGAUUGGAACAGUGAGUCAGGAGCCGAUUCUGUUUUCCUGUUCUAUUGCUGAAAAUAUUGCCUACGGUGCAGAGGAUCCUUCUACUGUGACUGCAGAGCAGAUUCAGAAAGUUGCUGAAAUAGCUAAUGCUGCUAGUUUUAUCAGAGAUUUUCCAAAAGAGUUUGACACCGUAGUUGGAGAGAAAGGCAUUUUGCUUUCAGGUGGACAGAAGCAACGAAUUGCAAUAGCUCGAGCUCUGCUUAAGAAUCCUAAAAUUCUUCUGUUAGAUGAAGCAACAAGUGCUUUGGACGCUGAAAAUGAGUAUCUAGUGCAGGAAGCUCUGGACCGGCUGAUGGAAGGGAGGACAGUCCUAAUUAUUGCUCAUCGCCUGUCUACUAUUCAGAAUGCUGAUUUUGUCGCUGUCCUUGGCCAGGGUAAAAUUCUUGAAUGUGGAAAACAUGAGGAACUACUUGCAAAUCCAAAUGGACUUUUCAGGAAACUAAUGCAGAAACAAGCUUUUCUUCAGAAUAGCGAUACUUUUGCAUUAGAUGUACAAUCCACAGAAAAGGAUGUAUUAAAAGAAAAUAUAUGAGGGAAUGUAUGAAUAAUGGAAGCUUACAUACUACAAAGAAUAUAACUUAUGUUUCAAGUUAUGUGAAGUAAAUGUUAUAUUUUUCCAGAAUGUACAAAAUAUUCUUUUGAAACUGAAAUGUGUUUAAACUUUUUAUUGAAAGCUUUUUAAUGAUUAUUGUAACUUUUUAAAAUGUCUAUCACAUUGAGAUAAUUUCAGUGUAUAGAAUUUUCUGCUUUGUGUUAUGUUAAUUGAGACCAUUUAGAAUCUUGUUUGCUGUAAUGCACUGUAGGAUGAUGUGCUGCAUUCUCGAGUAAGUUCAGUAUUUUAAGGGUAA
Molecule: messenger RNA, 2074 nt
Organism: Antrostomus carolinensis (chuck-will's-widow)
Lineage: Eukaryota; Metazoa; Chordata; Aves; Caprimulgiformes; Caprimulgidae
Gene: ABCB10
Product: ATP binding cassette subfamily B member 10
Exons: 12
Coding region: 37-1758 (573 amino acids)
Biological process (GO): oligopeptide export from mitochondrion
Cellular component (GO): mitochondrial inner membrane
Molecular function (GO): ATP binding; ABC-type oligopeptide transporter activity; ATP hydrolysis activity
Source: RefSeq, a predicted model, not a curated record